UAUUAUAUAAUUCUAUUUGUGAUUCUUUUUUAUCUAUGGAACUGUUGACAAUAUUUGAGAUCAGAUCUUUAUGCCUGUUUAAUGCUUUCAUAUCAUAUCAACAACUGGCCCGUCAUAAGCAGAUAUUGAGUUAUUCAGAAAAAGAUGCACCGGAUAUGUUUCAGUCUGGCUGAAAUGUUUUUCUGGCUUGAUCUGAAUGCAGUCUUGUAUUAUACCUAAGAGCAAUGCUGUGAAAUUCUCUAGCCAGUUGUCUAAAAUUUUUCUGAAAAGCAUCAUUGUUGUGAGGACAGGACGUGCUUUAGAGACGCAGCUCACAGCACAGCAGUUCGAAGAGCACAUGAAUGGUGCAUUCGGCUGCUUGACUCCGUGAGACAGUGACCGUGAGAGCAUGUUCAUGAUGGGACUACCAUGGCUGCUAGUUCUGGAGCUUGUCCUUUACGCUGGGUGUUUCAUCUGCGGGGUGAUAGCUGCUGCCUGGAUGACACUCACUCAGGGCCACUUUGAUGGACGGUGCAUCCUCUAUGGAAGUGUUCAUUAUAAUGCAUCUGGCCAGGCACUGACCGUGGAAGGCUCCAGUUCUCCUUCAGUCUGCUAUUUCGUGUCUGCUAUUUCUGUGUGCAUGGCUAUUUACUGCUUUUCCCUUAUUCUUUACUGGAUCUAUGCCAGCUGUGUAGAUGAGGAUGUGAGAAGGGGGACUGUUUCUCUCAACACUUCUCUGGGAGUCUGUGGUCUUCUUCUGUUUGUUCUCAUGGUAUCAGGAUGUAUUCUCAAGAUCGGUCGAGACAGCCUUUGUUUCUCUGUCCUUCACAACACUCCCUCUAUUACAAGUUGUGAAGAUGCAGAGAAUAAAACUUGGGCCCAUCCAUACACCGGAAAUCGGUUCUACACAGGACUGUACAGUACUGAGAGAUCUAUGUGGGUAAGCUUCUUCUUCUGGGUGUUAAUAACGGCUGUGGUGGUCAUACAGAGACGCCAGAGCUCAAGGUUGAAGGUUUGGGGUGAUGAUGAAUUUAGCCGUGCUGAGACAGAGCCCUUCCUCCAUCGCCCAUCCCGCCAGAGAUAAAUCGGCUGUUCUAUCACUAUAACAUGAGCUCAUCAUGUAGUGUUUAGUGUAUACACUCAGAUGGGACCACAAGCAGUUAUGAAAUACCUAAUAGUAAUAAUAUUUUCAUUGCAACAUUUGAGUUUUUAAUUAUUCACACAAACAGUUUUUUGAUGUAUGAUAGCUACAAUGAUAUACACAGUUUUAAAAUAUGUCCAGAGAGACAAUAAUCAUUAGUCUUAGAGCAUGUCUUUGAACAUAUACACCAGGAUAAAUUCAUAAUGGCUUAUAUGUAUUCUUAUCUUAUCUUUACAAAUGUGUGCUGUGGAUUGUUUAGAGGAUUAAAAGAAAACUACGCCAAUAACUGAUGGUACGAAUCUAACAUUUAAAGCUGAAGUGUGGAAAUUCUGCCCCACUACCAGAAGAAAUCAGGAUGGUUUUCAAAAAGGUUUGCCAAACACUCCAUCAGCCAUUGGAUGAGCAAACAGAUAGUCCCGCCCCAAACUCACACUAUUGGCUGAGUGGUUGUUGUUGUUUCAGGAUUAGAUUUUAAUUAAUAAAAAGAAAAUACAUUCCACAUCACA
This is a messenger RNA of Carassius carassius (crucian carp), 1626 nucleotides long. Its product is annotated as transmembrane protein 179B-like. The transcript is spliced from 5 exons. Lineage: Eukaryota; Metazoa; Chordata; Actinopteri; Cypriniformes; Cyprinidae. Bases 389 to 1063 code for a protein of 224 amino acids. The record is from RefSeq and is a predicted model, not a curated record.